UUCUGCGAAAGUUAUAUAUUAUCAAUGGUCGAGAGAGCUUCAAUUCAUACAUGAUUGGUGAGGUAGUAGCAAUGAAUCAAGAGAUGCUUCCGGUCGACAGCUCCUCGCCGGCCGGAACGCUGAUGAAGUACACCAGCUACAUGGAAUGCCAAAAGAACCACGCCGCAGCCAUCGGACGCACUGAACAUGAUGGCUGCCAAGAGUUCCUAGCCACCGGCCCUGAAGGCACCCCCGAAGCCCUCAAGUGCGCCGCUUGCCACUGCCACCGCAACUUCCACCGGAGGCAAUUAAAUGCGGUCACCCCCACUAGCAAGCACGACGCGUUCCCGCCAGCAGCCCACCGCAGCCUUCCUCCCCACCUGCAAUUCGUGGCGCUUUACGGGCCCCCACCUGGAUUCCAGUUUCCGCUGGGGUUACCGGAGCCGCCCAAUGGCAAAGAGCGAGGCGGAGGCGGAGGCAGAGGGUCGCGUGAUUUUGAAGAGCAAGAAGAGAUAGCGAACUCCACCACCGACACCGACAGCAACAACAACGCCGUUAAUAAGGCCCCCCAAAAAAGGUUUCGAACCAGAUUCAGCAGAGAGCAGAGGGAGAAGAUGCUGGGUUUGGCGGAGGAGAUUGGAUGGAGGACUAGGAAGGAGCACAAGGAAGCGAUGCGCCAGUUGUGCGAGGAGAUCGGUGUGACGCCGCAUGUCUUCAAGGUUUGGGUGAAAAACAACAAGACCACCCUGCGCAAGAAACCCUAGAAAACAAUUUGUUUAA
Diospyros lotus (date-plum) is the source of this 759-nucleotide messenger RNA. RefSeq names its product zinc-finger homeodomain protein 5-like. Gene Ontology annotation, cellular component: nucleus. The transcript has a single exon. NCBI's taxonomy places the organism in Eukaryota, Viridiplantae, Streptophyta, Magnoliopsida, Ericales, Ebenaceae. Gene Ontology annotation, molecular function: transcription cis-regulatory region binding; DNA-binding transcription factor activity. Gene Ontology annotation, biological process: regulation of DNA-templated transcription; regulation of developmental process. The record is from RefSeq and is a predicted model, not a curated record. The coding region runs from base 51 to 743 and encodes 230 amino acids.